CCAGCUGCCCGUGCAUUGGUCCCGACUCGGGUGCCUCGCCGUCGGCUCCCCGUUAUUGGUGCAUCCGGCCGCCGCCUGCGCUGGAUGAUGCUGCCUCGGCAUCCGUGCUCUACAUCUACAUAGGAGCUCCGGCUGUCUUUGGCUUGCGGGCUGCGCUUAAACGUGGCGGAGAACAGCAUUUCGGAGCGGAGUAAGCUGCCCCAGCGAGCCGGGGAGGCGUUAUUCUCUAGCGCAUUUGCGGCCGAAAGGCGAAUCUGCCUGUAGCUGUAAAGCUGUCACACCCAUCGCUCGGAUAACAAAGAUCCGGGCUGAAGAUCCGCAUGUUUCUUUGCUUCGAUUACAUAAAGGACAAUGGCUGCUAAUUCAGCAACAGUGCGGAUCCUGAUCAAAGGCGGGAAGGUGGUCAAUGAUGACUUCACCCAGGAGGCGGACGUCUACAUCGAGAACGGCAUCAUCCAGCAGGUGGGCCGGGAGCUUAUGAUUCCUGGCGGAGCAAAGGUCAUAGAUGCCACAGGCAAGCUGGUGAUCCCGGGCGGCAUCGACACCAGCACACACCUGCAGCAGACCUUCAUGAAUGCCACUUCUGUGGACGACUUCUACAGUGGCACCAAGGCGGCCUUGGCUGGGGGCACGACCAUGGUGAUCGGCCACGUCCUGCCAGAGAAGGACGCCUCUCUGCUGGAGGCCUACGAGAAGUGCAGGGCCUUGGCCGACCCCAAGGCCUGCUGCGACUAUGCCCUACACGUUGGCGUCACCUGGUGGGGGCCAAAGGUGCACGCAGAGAUGGAGACGCUGGUGCGGGAGAAAGGUGUCAACUCCUUCCAGAUGUUCAUGUCCUACAAGGACAUGCUGAUGCUGAGGGACAGCGAGCUGUACCAGGUCUUCCAGACGUGCAAGGACAUUGGGGCGGUGGCCCGAGUCCAUGCCGAAAACGGAGAGCUGGUGAACGAGGGUGCAAAGGAGGCUCUGGACCUGGGCAUUAGCGGUCCAGAGGGCAUCGAGAUCAGCCGGCCGGAGGAGCUGGAGGCGGAGGCUACGCACCGAGCCAUCACCAUUGCCAACAGAGCUCACUGCCCCAUCUACCUGGUCAAUGUGUCCAGUAUGUCAGCGGGGGAUGUUGUGGCCACAGCCAAGAUGCAGGGUAAGGUGGUCCACGCAGAGACGACCACAGCCCAUGCGGUCCUCAACGGUCUGCAUUACUACCACCAGGACUGGUCACAUGCUGCUGCCUAUGUCACUGUGCCCCCACUGCGCUUGGACCCCAACACGCCAAACUACCUGAUGGGUCUGCUGGGAAAUGAUACUCUGAACGUUGUGGUCUCAGACCACCGUCCCUUCACCACCAAGCAGAAGGCUAUGGGCAAAGAGGACUUCACUAAGAUUCCACACGGUGUGCCCGGGGUGCAGGAUCGGAUGAGUGUGGUCUGGGAGCGGGGUGUGGUCGGAGGCAAGAUGGACGAGAACCGCUUUGUGGCUGUGACAAGCUCUAAUGCCGCCAAGAUCUACAACCUAUACCCCAGGAAGGGCAGGAUUAUCCCAGGAGCUGAUGCUGACGUGGUCGUCUGGGACCCUGACGCAACCAGGACUAUCUCUGCGAGCACUCAGCUGCAGGGAGGUGACUUCAACCUGUACGAGAGCUUGCGCUGCCACGGCGUGCCCCUGGUCACCAUCAGCCGUGGCAGGGUGGUGUGCGAGAAUGGCGUCUUCAUGUGUGCCGAGGGCUCCGGGAAAUUCUACCCCCUCAGGACUUUCCCCGACUUCCUCUACAAGAAGAUGAUCCAGAGGGAAAAGUGUCAGGUCCUGAAAGCAGUGGACCGUGCUCCGUAUAUCGGAGAUGUUGCCAUAGUGCAUAACUCUGGGAAAAAGGAGACAGGAGGUCCGGACGCGGACACCCCCACCCGACCCUGUACCCGACAUGGGGGCAUGAGGGACCUACACGAGUCCAGCUUCAGUCUGUCUGGGACCCAGGUGGAUGAUCACGUUCCAAAGAGGUCUUCAGCCAGGAUUCUGGCUCCCCCAGGUGGCCGGUCCAGUGGCAUCUGGUAACCACGGAAACAACCACAGCGGGACCAAGCGCAAGACCUGCAGUUCAGUACAGUGCUACUAUGAUACAACACAAACACAUCAGUCUUCAGUAAAUUAAUGUCCAACCAGAAAAAAACUGCACUGAUUUUGUUUUGAAAAAACGCUAUAAUCUCUGAAACACAUUUUAUGAAGGAAAGAAAAUUGCACCAUUUCCUGAGAAGGUUUUACAAUGAAUUUUAGAUUUUACCCACCAAUGUGGUCUUAGAGAAAAGGCUCGUUAUGAAAUUUGACUUUUUCAUGGAUGCUGCGCAUAUGUGAAUGAUAAAACCAGUACAGUUUUUAUUGGUUUGGUGUUGACUGGGGUAAUUUAUCGAUACUAGGAACAGACAAAAUACAUAGAUAUGUAUAGAUGUAGGGUAGUCAUGAUGCGAUGUGAUUUCUGUUAUGGUGUCUUCUUGGGUACAUAUGAAAAAGUAAACCCUCCGACUUAUUUAUCUAUCAUCUGUGAGGAGUUUCAGCCAAGGAACCUGGAUCCUCUAAUGAAGUCCCUCAAGCCCCUUGCUUUGAUGUGAGCAUCCAGAUUCCUGUUGAGUUGCACGUUGCCGUUCUUUAAUAUGACCUCCUGUAGUUAUACUGCACACCCCUAACCAUCGCACUCGCUGUGUCCUUACAGUCUGCUCAGGCACCCGUACUUAACAUUGUGUUCAUUUUUUGAAGCCCAAGAGAAACAAAAUCCAAAGGCUUCAUUACAUUUUUCUAUAUACUUUUAGCAGGUCCAUUCUGUACUUGUCACCGAGACUUAGUCUGUUAUCUGACAAGCACGAACCAGUCCAUAUACACUUGUAGGGCAUGUGGUUUUUGGCAGGAUCGGCAGCCAUGUUUACAGAGAACACGCUCCCAUUUCUCCUUCCCGAAGCAGGUCCAUGUCACGUGACUGGGGUGACACCUUCCUUGGACAGCCAUCUGUCUUGCUUUGUACAUCCUUAUAUGUGACUUGCCUGUCUUCAGUUGAUUUCCCUGUUUCAUUUUCUCGGUUUGGGUCAUGGACGACAAUGCUUUUGCUUUCUGUUGACUGUAAAAGUGAUAUUUGCGUUUGCAUAUUUGAGUAUUUCAUGCAGCUACGCGGCCGUCAUGCAGCUACGCGGCCGUCCAGCACUACUUUCUGUCCUCCAUAUGAUCACAUAUCUUUUCCAAAAAAUAGACCAACACAGAUGCAGUGACCUGAAUCCUUUCAGCAGUUUUAAGUGACGUUAGCAGUGAAUCACAGUGUGUUUCCAGAUCCUUCGCUUCACAUACACGUCCACAGAGACUAUAUUCCAUUGGAUGGGCUCUGUGUCUUAUGCAGUGUAUGGUCUAGGUGCUUACAGUGAGUGUUAGGGUUCAAACUGCCACCAGAAUGUUCCAGUACUACAACACCUAUGGUCACAUGACAGGCCUAUUUUUUAUUUAUUUAUUUUUUAAGGGGGGUGGCUGUUCUGUUACCAGGAUCUGUUCUGCAGUCAGUGGGGGAAGGUGGAUGUGUAACCCACACCUUGUUCUGUUUUCCAAAGCUGACGGCAUGUUAUUAUGAGACCUGCAUGAACGGCAUGACAACAGAGAGGGCUCCAGGGGAGGGGCAGGAACAGCAUAGGCAAGCCGGGGAGCAUGAUCACUGCGUUACUGAACGCUAACAUUUUAGAGAGAAAUGGCUUUUAGCCAGGGCUCUGGUCACCUGUCACCUGAAAAGGUUCUCUUCACAUAUUCCCAGUUUAUCCAUAACGUGUUAUUUAAAGUGCUUUAAGCCUUUGUUAUGACUUGUGAGUAUCAAUAAAGGUGUAUAUGAUCAAAA
Messenger RNA from Brienomyrus brachyistius, 3853 nucleotides. It is a transcript of the gene dpysl5b, whose product is annotated as dihydropyrimidinase like 5b. The record is from RefSeq and is a predicted model, not a curated record. Bases 352 to 2046 code for a protein of 564 amino acids. The transcript has 14 exons. Gene Ontology annotation, cellular component: cytoplasm; cytosol. Gene Ontology annotation, molecular function: hydrolase activity, acting on carbon-nitrogen (but not peptide) bonds, in cyclic amides. NCBI's taxonomy places the organism in Eukaryota, Metazoa, Chordata, Actinopteri, Osteoglossiformes, Mormyridae.